This is a messenger RNA of Oikopleura dioica, 495 nucleotides long. The record is from the annotation of a GenBank genome assembly. Lineage: Eukaryota; Metazoa; Chordata; Appendicularia; Copelata; Oikopleuridae.
AUGGCUACAAUCUUCGUCGAUGCAGUGAAGAGAGACUAUUCCAAAUUCUUCUCUGUCGAGCCAGAUCCUACCCGACUCGAGCAUGAGGCAAGGCAGCUCUUCCGAUACGGCUUCGGCAGCUUCCCGGAGAAGCCUGAAAGCAAAGACGAUUCUCCAAGAGAAAGAAUGGAACUUUCCUUUGUUGAUGCCGAAAAAAAGCUUAUGAAGCUAGGCGUUGUUACCAAGGAGAAAAUCCAUCAGAUGAGCAAAAUCAAGACGACUGGCUACGGACGAAGCAAAAAAUGGAUGACGAAACUCUUCGUCGAUGAAGUCAACAAGGACCACUCCGUCUUCUUCCCUUCCGAACCGGACCGUCGCUGGCUCAAGGUUACCGCCGCCAAACUCUUCCAAUACGGAGGAACCCAGAAGUUCAUCAUCAAGCAACGGCCCGGCCCAGACAAUUUGGAAGAUUCCCGAGGAGCAGAAAGCAAGCGUCGAUCUCGAAGAAAUCACUAA